AUGGCGAACUCCCUCACAAAUGUAGAUAUUGAGCGGCAAGAAAUGGACAUGGAUAGCCUCAGUCGGGCUGAGUCAACAACACAGCAGGGGGUUCUCGAUAGUACUCCGCGCGCAGUGUCUGCUGUGAUCCAGUUACGAACUAGAAACGAUAACUCGGAUGAUCCGAUAAUUCUCCGUCACCGAGCACUUCAUUGCCUCUUCGGACUGCCGACAGAUCAUAUCUCGGAAUGGAGUGGGCUGCUAUGUUUCUUUGGUCACUUGGAGCUGCUCUUUGAACAGCUUCUUGAGCCAUGCUUCAACCAUAUCUGGCCCAUCAUUGGCCGAAGCGUCCCGAAAUCCUCUCUAGAAGGAUGGCACUGGUGUUUUGCCGUGAUCGACGCAUACGGAUUAUGUACCACCCAAGACCCAAGUAUUGAAAGCAUUUACAGGCGACUUUGCCAGCCAGGGAGCAUACAGACUGCUGGGAGACGAUGUGAAACAUCGCCGGAGGAGAAGGCGUACAUCCUCCAAGCAAUCUUUGCUGUCAUUUGCUGGACUUCCGGAACACUGACGCCGCUUUUGGGGAAUGAAGCGGCGCUGCACCUCUCUAAGAUUACUGUUGCAGGCGCUUCCGAUGGAACAGAUACGCCCGUUACCCUCCUAGCUGAAAACUGCUCGCGCAUCUAUUCAACCAACGAACUCCGGAGACCUACGAGGAAGAUGUUCUACUCGUUUCUCCUUCGGUCGGACAUCAAUGAAAGUCUCGCGUUCGCCAGGACUCGUGCACCCCUCCUUGAACGUAUUCGCAAUCCAGAUUCCGGUGUCGGGGACAUGUUGCAUGUAUCCAGUCUCAAUUAUGGCUCACUGCACGCAAUCGGAGGCGUCAAGAUCAAGUGGGUCGGCGUCUUGACAGCGCAUCUUUAUUUUGACCGGGUGAAGCGAGAACUGUCAGUGUACCAGUACCCGUCGUUUUGUGCAGCAAAAAUACUUUCCAACCAGAAAAUCGAUGUUGUAGAAAGUAUCACACGAAUAAUGCUGCCUUCUGAGGACUCCUUUGGCUUAUCGGAGGAACCAGACUCAGUGUAUCGAGAAAUAUUGCUGUCCUAUCGUGUUCUCUUUGGUCAGUCAGAGACUUCACGGAAAUUGAUGAGGAGAAUGCUAGGCAGUUUCAAACUGAGCUCCGGCAGAGCGACUCCAGGCCAUAAAUCUCGCUGCUACCAAGGCGAGAAGGAUGGGUUUCUUGAGACCUUGUGCAGUCUGGCUCUAUAUCCUGGCCGGCAUCUAUCGCAACUUGGGUUCAGGAGACAGCCAAUUCCUUGUAUUGAAGGGCGACUUUUCCCCAUCUCGUCCCUCAGCGCGGGCAACGAGCUUAUCGAGUCGGACACGUAUUCAGCCAAGGAUGAUUUUCCCGUUUUCGGUUCCAGGCUGCUGACGCUACAAAGAUACAAUAUGAGACGCCAGCCCAGCAAACUAUCAGAUGUUGGGAGGGACAAACGCAAUUUAGUGCAGUGGUAUACCUUCUGGGCGGUCGUAAUUAUCGGUGGAUGUGGGCUUGUUUUAGCGGCGUUGCAGCUGCUAGUCGGCGUGGUCCAGGUUGUGUAUGCAAUUCGACCAUGA
This is a messenger RNA of Cadophora gregata, 1596 nucleotides long. RefSeq lists its product as uncharacterized. NCBI's taxonomy places the organism in Eukaryota, Fungi, Ascomycota, Leotiomycetes, Helotiales, Ploettnerulaceae. The transcript is spliced from 3 exons. The record is from RefSeq and is a predicted model, not a curated record. The coding region runs from base 1 to 1596 and encodes 531 amino acids.